UUUGAAGAGCAAAGUUGGUCAUUUCUCUUUUUUUGGCCGUGUAGUUUUUUUUCUUUUGGCCGUGUAGUCGUCGUUGAGCAGUAUCGUGUGUGGGCGGGGCUGACCAGAGCUCCUCGCCAUGAUGCCGGCUCUCAUGCUGCAUCGUGUUAGUUGUUCUGUUUGUGUAGAUUAGCACUCUGUCAGUAUCUGCAGACGGUUUUUGUCUUUUCUGUUAUCUUCUCGCCUUUAUUACUUUCUGACUUUAGGAAGCUGAAAUGUAGCCACACUUCGAUUUGAAACUGGAGGGUGCAUCUUCUUUUUCAGUAUCGCCUGGCGAGGAGCCUUUGCUUCGUCUAAUUUACGUUGGCGAGUUGUCUCUAGUCUCGGACAUGACGUAGGACGAUGAACACGGAGUGAUGUGGCACGUCAAGCAAGCGAAGUCAAAAGUACAUCACGCCCUCUGCUGUUCAAAAGAGUAUCGCCUUCAUUUUUCAUUUCACCGAUUUGAGUCUCACAUAUUUUAAUUGAUUUUUUUACUGCCUCGCGAUGCAUCGUUACAACCCUAUUCUGAGGCUCCCAUCGCUCCAGUUCUGUCUCGGGUUUUCGGGUCCUCCGUUUGUUGGUUCUUUGGCUUCCUGUUUCACUUGUUUCUGUGGUUCUUCAGAUCUUUGGUUCCUGCAUGUCUGUUCUCUGCUCUCAGGCCUCGCUCCGUCCAUCCACGUGUGGGACGCCAUGACCAAGCAGACGCUGUCCAUCCUCCGCUGCUCCCACGCCAAAGGGGUGGGCUACGUGAACUUCAGCGCCACAGGGAAGCUGCUGCUGUCUGUGGGGGUGGAGCCUGAGCACACCAUCACCGUGUGGCGGUGGCAGGAAGGCACCAAGGUGACGUGUAAAGGUGGCCACGCUGAGCGGAUCUUCGUGGUGGAGUUCAGGCCGGACUCGGACACCCAGUUCGUGUCGGUGGGAAUCAAGCACAUCAAGUUUUGGACUCUGGUCGGAGGGUCGCUGGUGUACAAGAAGGGCGUGAUCGGCUCGGUGGAGGACGGCCGGAUGCAGACCAUGCUGUCUGUCGCCUUCGGUGCUAAUAACCUGACAUUCACCGGGGCCAUCAACGGGGACGUGUACGUCUGGAGGGAGCACUUCCUGGUGCGGGUGGUGGCAAAGGCGCACAGCGGUCCGGUCUUCACCAUGUACACCACCCUGAGGGACGGACUCAUCGUCACUGGGGGAAAGGAGCGGCCGACCAAAGAGGGCGGAGCUGUGAAGCUCUGGGAUCAGGAGAUGAAGCGCUGCAGAGCGUUCCAGCUGGAGACGGGCCAGCCGGUGGAAAAUGUCCGGUCCGUCUGCAGAGGGAAGGGUAAAAUCCUGGUGGGAACCAAAGACGGAGAGAUCAUCGAGGUUGGAGAGAAGAACGCUGCGUCCAACACCAUGAUCAACGGACACACUCAGGGAGGGAUCUGGGGCUUAGCUACUCACCCUUUCAAAGAUGUCUUCAUCUCCGCCAGCGACGAUGGGACCAUCCGGAUAUGGGACCUGGCUGAUAAGAAACUUCUGAACAAGGUGAGUCUGGGUCAUCCCGCCAAGUGCACGUCCUACAGUCCCAACGGAGAGAUGGUUUCUAUCGGGAUGGAGAACGGAGAGUUCAUCGUCCUGCUGGUCAACUCGCUCACCGUCUGGGGCAAGAAGAGAGACCGCAGUGUCGCCAUCCAGGACAUACGGUUCAGUCCAGACAACCGGUUCUUGGCGGUGGGCUCAGUUGAAAGUGCGGUGGAUUUCUACGACCUCUCUCUGGGACCGUCCCUCAACAGGAUUGGCUACUGUAAGGACAUUCCCGGCUCCGUCCUGCAGAUGGACUUCUCCGCCGACAGCAAACACAUCCAGGUGUCGAGCAGCACCUACACCCGGCAGGUGCAUGAGGUUCCCUCGGGGAAGGCUGUCACAGAGCAGUCUGUGUUUGAGAGGAUCACCUGGGCGACCUGGACCAGCACGCUGGGCGACGAGGUUCUCGGAGUUUGGCCUCGUAACACAGAGAAGGCGGACGUGAACUGUGCGUGUGUUUCGCACGCCGGCCUCAAUCUGGUGACCGGAGACGACUUCGGCCUCAUCAAGCUCUUCGACUUCCCCUGCUGCGAGAAAUUCGUGAGUUCACUUUGUGAGCCAGAAAAAGCCUGAAACAUACGACUUAGUC
Molecule: messenger RNA, 2167 nt
Organism: Plectropomus leopardus (leopard coralgrouper)
Lineage: Eukaryota; Metazoa; Chordata; Actinopteri; Perciformes; Serranidae
Source: RefSeq, a predicted model, not a curated record